CAAAACGAAAUCAAUUCUUGAAACUAAUGCCGCCUGAGACGAAGCGCUCGCUGAUUCAGCUGGCACGGCGCUUGCGCGCCCCGGAAACGCUGAGUGUCCCGGAGUUGCCAGGGGUGCCGCUGCUGCUGCAAAGGUUGGACGUCAGAGACCAACAGCUCUUCGAUGACUUUUGCGCACGAAGUGCUGAGAGGUGGAAGGAGCUCUCCCUGUCUGAGAUGGCGAGCCUUUUCCGCAACACUGAGGAUUACCACCUGCUACACGGCACCAAAGGCACAGCACUUUGUCGCUUGGUGGCCAGCAUGACGGAAGCAUUGGAGCCUCAAAAGCCGCCUCCUCCCAGGGCCUUGGCCUCGCUCUGCCACGGUGCCCUGGCGCCCAAGCGCCGUGCCGCCUGCGCGCCGCUCCUGGCGAAACUGCGUGACGCCCUGGGCGACGGCCGCAGCGUGGAGCUGCGCGGCGCGGAGGCCGUGGAGCUGCUGGCGGCAGCUGGGGAGUUGCACCGGGCGAUUGGUGUCAGCACGCCGACUCUGAGCACCCUGGCCCAGCGAAGCCGCGAAGCCUUGGACGAGGCGCUCUCUCCAGGGCAGCUUUCUUUGAUCGCUCGUGCCUGCGGCCGACUGGGACCGGUGUUACCUGAAGACUCCCACGCACUCUUCGAGGCAUUGGUGGCCGCCCUGAAGCAUCGCCAGGCUCGAGAUCGAGAGCCAGUCUUGCAGGCUUGUCGCCCCUUAGCAGCCGACUUCCGACGUAUUUUGGCCCAAAGUGGCAUGCUGUGGCCUCUAGAUGAGGCAAUCCAAGAUCGUCUCAAAGCGAUUGAGGUGAGACUCCACUUGCUGCAGGACCUGCCAUUGCAUUUCGUGGCUCAUGACCAGAAGAUCGACACCCACGUCACGCAGGUGCUGCUCGAAGCAUUGCAGGAGGUCCACCAAGCACCGUCUUUGACAAGCGUUGCCACUGGCUACAUGGCGGCCACGACGGUGCUGCACAGCCUGGCUCUCGCGGAGGAAACGGGCGAGGUCUGCAAAUCCUUCCAAGACUUGGCUUCAAGUUGUUUGAAUGCUAUGCCUUGGGAAGAAGCGACAUCCAAGGAGGUUCAGCUACUCUUCCGGUCACCGGGUGAUGUGUCGCAGGCGGCUGCACAGAAUGCAACGAAGAUGCAGGACCCACAAGCCCUGGUGGCCCUUUUACAGGCGGCCAAAGCGUUGUCAGAGCCACAGGCGUCCGCUGUGGCGGAAGCUGCGAAGGGAGCGUUGAUUGAGCGUAUCCCUGAGAUGAAGAAUGUGAGCGAACUGUCCAUGCUGGAGGCCGCGACUCGAAAGGGAGUGCCAGAGGCGCUUUCGGAAGUGCAGAUCCAACUGCGCGAACGCCUCCGCCGGCGGCUCUACCGUGCGGUGCAGGAGCGCGAUCCAGUCUUCGACGCGCGGCCACAUCGAGGCUAUAUCAGCUACGUGGAGAAGUGCAUGGCCAAAGAUCGCAGGCCGCUUGAGGCAUUUGCGGAGCCAUCCUCUACAGAAGAUCACAAGGCUCUGAAGUCGAUCCAGGUGACCGAAGGAUCCACCGGAGCUGGCCAAGCGAUCCAACGAACUCACCGAGUCCGUUGGCACGAAGGAGUGGAAGCCUAUGAGGCGAUUCCGACCGCGUGGCCGGUCGUGGGAGGCGGUGCUGGAGGUGGGUGGCCGGCGGGUCCUCGGUGGCUACUUCAAGCCGUGCGGGCAUCAGAGGAGGAACGGAGGAGGUACGGGAUGCCACGGGCGCCUUCAGAUCAUGAAGGUGGAACGGUGACAAACCCACAACAAACAUCCCUCCAGACUUUGCACGAGCAUGGUGUUGGUUUACGUAAAUAUGUUCAUGAUGCUUCAUGUCGUAGUUGAUGGCUGUGACCCAGCGGACGAUGUCCUCCAUGUUCCGAGCGUGACAUUCACAGAGAUCUGGAGACAUCUGACCGACGGAGGUCCGUAAGUGAAUGCUCGAGCUGAGCUACGAGCUACGAGCUACGAGCUGCUCUAGAGUACCAAGUUGAGAAAGCUUUGCUUUUUUGGGGGGG
Molecule: messenger RNA, 2044 nt
Organism: Durusdinium trenchii
Lineage: Eukaryota; Dinophyceae; Suessiales; Symbiodiniaceae
Source: the annotation of a GenBank genome assembly